Theileria parva strain Muguga is the source of this 5582-nucleotide messenger RNA. RefSeq lists its product as uncharacterized. Lineage: Eukaryota; Apicomplexa; Aconoidasida; Piroplasmida; Theileriidae. The record is from RefSeq and is a predicted model, not a curated record. Bases 265 to 5565 code for a protein of 1766 amino acids. Gene Ontology annotation, molecular function: molecular adaptor activity. Gene Ontology annotation, cellular component: CCR4-NOT core complex; P-body. Gene Ontology annotation, biological process: nuclear-transcribed mRNA catabolic process, deadenylation-dependent decay. The transcript is spliced from 3 exons.
CGAUUUUGUAUUUUAAUUAUUUUAUAUUUCAUCAGAAUAUAUUUGUUUUGUAUUUAUUAAAGAGGUGUUUUAACUAAUGAAUAUACUAAUCAAUAUUUUGUGUUUUUAAAAUUAAGCUUUGAAGGCAAACUGUAUCAAAACUGUAGUCAAAAUAAUAAAAUUUGUUCAUCGCAGCCUGUUAUCAAUAAAAUCAAUGGGUUAGUAUGAAAAUUAUACUAAUUUACCACUAUUUUUAAUCUCUUGUGUUACUCAACCUAAUUAAACAUGGAUAACACAUCAAAUGUAAAAUCAGACCCUGAUCCAUUGGUCGAUCAGGUGGAUUUCGACAACUGGGCUGAUUACACGAACGAUGAAGAUAUCGUUAAUAAAUAUUUCUACAAGCUCUACGUGUCACAAAUAACAACUGAUCAAAUGAUAGAAGUGAUGCGGCACCUGAGCUCGUCACCAAAAGGAUCCAGGAAUAAGAGCGUAUACAACACCAUGAUUAAAAUCUUGUUUAACGAGUGUAGAUUCUUCCCGAAGUAUCCAUUGCAAGAGUUGUCAAUAACAGCAGAGUUGUUUGGGAAAAUGAUAAAGCAUGGACUGCUACUAUCAAAUGGACCACUUCUUCUGCUAGCAUCGAGAUGUAUCCUGGAGGCUCUGAAAAGAGGGAAAACUUCAAAGAUGUUCCAAUUUGGAACAAUAGCACUUUCACAAUUUGAAAAUUCCAUCGCAUCAUACCCAUGGUUCUCUAACUCACUAUUAUCCAUCCCAGAUGUAAAGGAAACCUUCCCUCAGCUCUAUAAAACCUGCGAAAAGUUACAAACUAUCAUGACCGAUAACAUGAAAAAUAGCACAUAUAUUGAUCAGGCAAAGGGUAUUGUAAUAGGUCAGGUAGAAGAGGUGACCCAACCGAAACCUGAACAGAAUGGUCAGGCGUCACCCCCUUCAUACGGGUUAGAUAUUCGUGCAUCAGUUGGAGAGUGGGAAUUGAUAAUGGGAGAUGUGGAAGUUGACGCUAAAGUGCCUCCAGAUUCAUUGGUGGAUCACGUUUACUCAAUUUUCAACAACAUGUGCCCAGACGACGUGGAAAAGAAAGCCAGCGAAGUUUCAUCACUGCUAGACCAAGAGUACAACACAUGGCUCCUUCUGUACAUUAUCCGCACGAGAGCAAGCAAAGAGCAUAACCUUCACGAUGUUUUCGCCAACUUUAUAGAAAAUAUGAAUUACCCGAAGCUGUUUGACCAGGCAAUACAAAUAACAUACUUAUGUAUAAACUCUUGCCUAAAAAACGUUGAACAACAUAAGGAAGUCUUGGCAUACAGAACAUUGUUGAAAAACCUGGGAAGCUGGUUAGGAAGAAUAACUUUGGCACGAAAUGUGCCAAUAAUAUACAGACAACUGGAUGUAAAGGCAGUUCUGACAAAGGGAUACGAAAAUGGAUAUCUGGUGGCAGUGCUCCCCUUCAUAUGUAAAUCAAUGGAGUCAAUCAAAAACAGUAAAAUAUUUAAACCACCAAACCCGUGGACGACAGCCAUGUUAUCAUUCUUGAUGGAAAUAAGAGAUUUACCAAAUCUUAAAACAAACUUAGUGUUCGAAGUGGAAGUGUUAUUUAAGCACUUAAAUUUGGAAAUGAAGGACUACGCAAAUAAAACUAAUUUGCUAACAUCAAAAAGCCCGCCACAAAAUAGCCCAGAUUUCGAAACACCAAACCCAGCAAACGCUGUAUCAACAACAAGUUCGACAGCACCAAAACCAAAUGGUGUACAAACAGGAACUACGACCUUGGAAGAAAAUAACGUCCAAUUCCCAGGAGAUCGAGAAAAAUUAAAUCAACUGUUGUCAAAGAUUAUAAGAGAAGGGACAGUGACAACAACAUCCUCGAACUUUAACACAAUAUAUUCACACGAUUUGCCAGCUAACUUGAACAAUUUAGUAAAUCAGGCGACUAAUAACGCACAACCAAAUGCCCAAAAUGCAGUUCCAGCAGGAUCACCAAGUAAUGUGUCCACACCACCGCCCGCAGUAAACCUACCAACGACGGCCAACUUCGCACACGCACAAAUCAACAUGAGCAUGACGAGGUUCAUAGACAACAUGAUGCACAGCUUGCAUAACAAUGUUGUUAUCUCACCGUCAAUAGCACUGUUCGAAAUACAACCCCAGUUCAGGUCAUUGGUUCCAAUAGCAGUGGAGAGAGCAGUAAGGCACGUGUUGUCAGUAGUAUGCGAACACUCACUUUCGCUGGCAAGAAUGUGCACGAAGAUAUUAAUAACGAAGGAUUUUUCAAACCAGGAGGAUGAAAAUAUAACCAGAGGAGCAACGAGAAUGAUGUUUGAAACUUUGGCAACAAACCUAGUGGUGGCGACAUGUAAAGAGCCAUUAAAGGUAGCCUUUCACGAAAGCCUAAGGUCAUCAAUACAAACACACAGAACACAGGAUUGUAAUGAUCAGGUCCUGGUGGAACAACUAGUCCAGGUGCUGAGCCAAGAUAACCUGGCAGUUUGCGUAAAUGUAGUCGAAAAAAUCACACAGGAGUAUGCGGUCAGAGAAAGCGACCUCCUCUUUAUGGAGAUACUCAAAUCCAUAUCAAGAGAACCAAAGCUGCCCGAAAACUUCUUACCAACCCUAAUUAGCAACUGGAAUACUAGAAAUAACAGCCAGCAUGCUUUGGUAGUGUAUAAAUCGAUAUUUGGAAACUCAAGGAUGACACCACAGAGAGUUCAAUUGCACAGUCCAUCAUCACUGUCACAACAUUCCAUGCAAGGACACCAGAUGCCAGUUAACCUAAUGAACCAACAGUUCCAAGGCCAGGUAAUGAUGGGACAACCGCCUGUAUCAUCGCCAGCUAAUCAAAUGCCAUCAUCAUCAAUACAACAAUCACCACCACACGGAAUUCACAUCGCGUUGGCACUCUUUGAAGAGUGCCUGAGUGACCUAAGAGAACCGCUGAGAGACGUAGCAAUGUUCCCGCCUCCAUUGUACAACACAUGCCUGGAGCCGGGGAGGACGGAGCAUAUCUUCAGCACUCACUCACUCCAUGUUCUGUACAGCCUGCCCCACGACCACGAAGUGUUCUCAGGUAUAAUGAGGUGCAUAAACGUAGUGGAGACGUCAGGAUUCAGAGAAAUUGCAGCCUUGGCUAUCGCAAAGUGUUUGUUAAUGUUUCUGUGCGAAGGCAUAGGAGCAAACUCAAGUCUGAAUAUCGAGGUCCUCCUUUGCGUACUCGACGGCCUGAAUAGCAUUAACCCAGCAGUUAAGCCGAUGCUAGGAAACAUGCUCUACUCAUUGCCACUAGACCACAAUAACAACCUGUUUAACAUAUUAGUAGUGGCAGGCUUAUUGAGAUAUAAAUUGCUGGAGUGGCCGGAACUAACACAUUAUCUGAUACUGGCGAUGGAAAGAGGAAAAAAUGUGUACGCGAUAGAAAUGUCGAUAGUUUCAACAGCUAUAGCACUUGUAGACCAGAAAUCAGCACCACCUACGGUAGGAGCACCUCUGGUGAGGGAGAUAUCAACCCUUUCAUGUGGCUCUGAACCAUGCAAAACAUACCCAGGAGUUUUAAUAAAGGAUGCUUGGGCAAAGCUGCUAAAGGAUAUAGUAGAAGUCCAAAAUGAGCCCAAACCGACAAUAUUUGUUUUGACAACGAUUUUAAAGCAAAAUUUAAAUACGCUGUACGGGAUAUAUCAUUUCAAAACAAACCCAAACUCAAACCCACAAGCUCAACCAGGAACAGAUUAUAAUGAUCAGAGAGCAGAUGAACUAUUUGAUGGGUUUGGCGGUUCGAGAAGAGUUCCAGUCCCAGCACCAAUAAAUGACUCCCACAGGUUUGUGUUUGGAGCGCUGUUUGGAAAAUGGGUUGAAUGUACUAAAAAUGUCGAAGGAGAUUCACUGUUGUUAUCAUGGAGACACUUCUUCCAAAAGUUCAACCUCCAGUCACUAUUUAAAAUGGAAGGCGGGACCGAUUCAUUCUUCUCAUCAUGCCUGUACACAAUAAUACAUUUUGAAAAGUCCUCAAAGUUGUUCAACAUGACAAAUGCAAGCAAGGACCCAAAUAACCAGAAAGUUAAUGGUUUGACAACUAUUCCAAACGGUGGUCUCCAGCCGUCAUCAAACUCGAGUUCGAUGAUGUCCUCAUCAAAUCCAAGUAACGACCAGAGUUCUAAAAGUGAUAGCAUGAGUGAUACAAGUAACGCAAAUUCUGUCUCAAGCAGCAGUUCCGCAUCUUCUUCGUCACAAGUACUAAAUGCCCCACCAAUAACGCUGUUUGAUUGCCUCGAGGGACUGUGCAAGAUGGUUGACGUGAUGUUGAGGUUGGUUGGAGGGUCAGGGGAUAUACCGCCAUGUAGCGCACUGCAGAAGCUAUUAUCAUCCCUAUCCAGCAUAAUAGUACACCAAGGACACUACCUGAGCUCAUAUAACAUAUGGCUAUCACUGAUGGUAUAUUUCGACAGGUUUGACGAGCCAAAUUAUCUUUUUUCAAAGCUGUCAUUUUUGUACGCACUCGAGUACGUUAAUCCGACAAGAGUGCCUGGGUUUUCAUUCUUCUUCAUGAGGUUGUUGGUCCAUCCAACCCUGAUUAACGGCGCCCUAAGGUCUUCAAAGUGUUGGAAGGUGCUGUCAAGAAUAUUCAACAUACUCUCAAUAUAUACAGCAGACAUAAACAACUGCCCAAGCACGGCCAAAGAAUCAAGUGAAAACAAGGACGUUUUGACAAAAGAUGAUAAUUUGGAGUCAGAAAAGGAUCCUGUGAGAGACAGUGAUAAUUAUAUAGAGUACUUCACAUCAGUGUACUACAACUGCGUGGAGUACAUUUCUACCCUGUGCCCAGAGUUUGUCAGCAUCAACUACCUUAACUUCUUUGGAACAUUUGCAAUUGAGAGGCUGGCAUCAAGUGUAGGGCAGAAAGGGCCAUCAGUUCUUAAGGGGUUCUUGGGGGUCAAGGGAGUAGACGUGAUACCUGAGAUGAAAGUUGCACCAAAAGUGUCUAACUCAUGGGCAAAUCUGGUUUCAAGAAAUAGAUUGGCGCUUUUAAUCAAUAAGGUUCUAGUUAAACUAUCUAAAUUUGGACUAUCAUCUUUGGUAAGCUGCCAGGAUCUUGAAACAAUAUGCCUUAUACUCACAGAACAAGUAAAUAAUACGCCCUCGCAAUCGGUAAUGACUUUUAAUUCUCUAACACUGGAAAUCGUCACAACACAUCAAAAUGUGUCGCAAGAUCUUCAUGAUACAAACGCCAGACUAUUACUCUUUUUGUGGUUAAUUAAGGCACUACCAAUAAAAGCCAAGUAUCAACUGGUUUGCUCAAUUGUAAGGCACUUGAGGGAUCCAAACGCACAUACAUUCUUCUUCUCCUGUCUGAUUAUCACGAUGUAUGACGAAUGCAAAAACGACCUUGAUACCAAACACGUUAUACUUCGAGUGCUUCUAGAGUCAUUUAUAGCUCCAGGCAAGUGUCCUUGGGGAGUAUCGCUUGUGGUCCUGGAGCUUUUCACUAAUCCGAGGUUCCAGCAGAUGCCAAACUACUCACCGCAAACGAACGCCCUCAUCGAGUCAAUAACACACACCAUAAACAACAUUGCUGCAUAAUCUAUCUUUAUAAAAUG